UUCUAUUCACUGUCAGCUCCAUGUAUAGAGUGCUGAGAAUGUGCUUUUAUCUCGUAAUCUCGUAGACGUAACGUACAUUGCAUAGAAACUCGUUGCCAUGUACAGCUGGUUGACUUGUAAGUUAUAACUUUCAUACUCACGCCAAGUUGACGAAUUUCAUCUGAAUUAAUGGACAAUAACUCUUCUUUCAUGACCUUUUCGAGGUAAAUCAAUCUGUUUCCCAGUCCAAUUUUGCAUAAAUACUACUCGAUUUCUUUGAAUUGGAGAAACAUUUUAGGGUUUUGAAAAAUAUGGUGAAAGCUAGCAGAAAGCUCCCUUCUUCCAUUGAGUUCUUCAAAGUUUUCCUCUCCAGUUCCAGCUCCUGCAAACUGGUACCAGAAUUGGACAAAGAGAUCAUUUGAUUUUUGCGACUUUAGCCCUUAAUGAACCUUCGGAUUUUGGAGGAGAAAACUCCACCCCUGAUUUCACGGUGAAAAAAUUAUCCUUCUUUUUCCUGUCUGUUGUAUUUUUUAUUUAUUUAUUUUUUUUGGAGGUGUGUGUGUUCAUAGGGGAAGGGUGAUUGUGGUUCUACAAGGAAUAUUUAGUUUUAGCUCUUGGGAAAAGGGUGGUGUAACCCUAUUUUGUGAUUGAUUGUUAGUUUAGUUAUUUCAAGAAUCCAUCAUAUGUCCUCUACCUUAGUUUAGCCUUUCCUAGAAAUAGGGGGGGUUGAAUAAUUUUUCAUUAUAGAAAUAUGGAUUCUGGUGGGGUCUUGUCACGUGGGUUUAUUACUUAGGAGAUUGAUGAUUUGUUAGAUUUGUCAUAACUCAAUGGAACUGAGCUUCAAGUCCAUGACAUUGAAAUUAGUUUGGGCUUUAUGUAUAAUUUGGAUAUUGGUUUUACUUGUGUAGUACUCUAUGUUGACAAAGUUUUUUGCUUCAGUAUAAUUUGAAUUAAAGAUUUUGUUGCUUUAUUAUUCAAUCCUUAUAUAUUUCAAGUAUUUCAAUGUUUCAGAGCUUACCUCCAGCUUUUGUUAUGCGAGUGAAUCAAACUAUAUCCCAAAAUGCUACUCUUAAAGAUUAUACUGGAAAGAUUUGGGAUGUCCAUUUACAAAAGACUGAAACAGGAUUGAUUAUUGGAAAAGGUUGGCAAGAAUUUGUACAUCAUCACUCUUUAGUUGAUGCAGACUUCCUUCUUUUCAAGUACAAUGGGAAUUCUGAAUUUUAUGUCAAAGUAUUUGGUAGAAAUGGAUUGAAAAAGAGAAAACCUAAGGAUAAUAAAGUGUUUAGCACUCAUGUGAAGGAGGAAACAGAAACAGAAAUAGAAGAAGAGAAAAAUAGAACUCAGUCUACUAGUGAUUGCAAGCGGAAGUUUUCAGAAAUGGCAGCUGAAAGAACUCGAAGAUCAGUCAGGCGAUCUGGAGGAAGUGUUUCCAAAUGGAGACGAGCUACAUGUUCAUCUGGAGGAAAUCAAUUCAAAUCGAGACAUUCUACUGUAACAAAAUAUCCAGAUCAAGAAUGCAAAAUGGAUAAAGCACCGGCCUUUGUUAAACCAAAAAAUCCAUACUUUGUGGUACUUAUGACUCGAACCGCAUUAUAUCAAGUGUAUGUUCACAGGUUAGUUUUGAAAGUACACAAAAUUAAACUGCAGGAAAAUACAAAUCUUCGUGAUGAGAGGGGGAAGUUAUGGCCUGUGAAAGUCAAUUACAAGAAGGAUGGCCGAAUCACAAUUAAUGACGGAUGGCUUGAUUUUCACAGGAAGCACAAUGUGGCAAUGGGGGACAAGAUAAUUUUUGAGUUGAUGCCCACAGAAAAUAACUUAUGCAAUCUAAUACAGGUGGUAAUUGAUAAAAAGCAGGUGACUCCCAGACCAAGAAGGCAUCAGAGCUGGUCCGACGUUGAUCAUCAGUAAGGAUGGCAAAAGACUCGUAUUCUUUUGCCUGGGAAGUGUGAUUUUGGUCUUGUUACGGGCUCCUUUCUGUAUCUUUGAAGCUACAGUGAAUAGAAGUUCAUUUUCAGACGUUUGACUUAUUUUCUCCUGGUCAAGUUUUGAUCAUAUUUACCCGUCUUGAUGUUUUUGAUGAAGUUUAUAAUCCUAUCUUAUGUAAGCUCCCUUUGUUUGAAUUUGAAUGUAACUUAUUUAUAUCAUCAGGGCACGUUCUAUAUUGGGAAGAACAGCUUCUUUGUUGAACUGGUGUUUCAAGAAUAAUCUUUAAUUACUAAGGAAAUUACUAGAAUUC
Messenger RNA from Jatropha curcas, 2215 nucleotides. Its product is annotated as putative B3 domain-containing protein At5g66980. Gene Ontology annotation, molecular function: DNA binding. The record is from RefSeq and is a predicted model, not a curated record. Lineage: Eukaryota; Viridiplantae; Streptophyta; Magnoliopsida; Malpighiales; Euphorbiaceae.